CCCCAGGGAGAACUCCAAUGGCAUCUGUGUCAGCACGCCCACACCAGGCCACAACAAUGGCCGCCGCCAAUGUCCCAGUCCGUGGAGAGGUCUCACCUCUCAGCGAGAUGCUCUCAGGGCCUAUCAGGAAAGCAAUCUCCCGGGCAGGCCUGCAGCACCUGGCUCCCGCACAUCCCCUCAGCCUUCCUGUGGCAAACGGUCCAGCAAAGGAGCCCAGAGCGACUCUGGACUGGAGUGAGAAUGCCGUGAACGGAGAGCACCUGUGGCUGGAGACCAACGUCUCAGGAGACCUGUGCUACUUGGGAGAGGAGAACUGCCAAGUCAGAUUUGCAAAAUCGGCUCUCAGGAGGAAGUGUGCGGUCUGUAAGAUCGUGGUCCACACCGCCUGCAUUGAACAGCUAGAAAAGAUUAAUUUCAGAUGUAAACCAACGUUUCGAGAAGGGGGCUCAAGAUCGCCGAGAGAAAAUUUUGUGCGUCAUCACUGGGUGCACAGGCGUCGGCAGGAGGGGAAAUGUAAGCAGUGUGGUAAGGGCUUCCAGCAAAAAUUCUCCUUCCACAGUAAAGAGAUUGUGGCUAUCAGCUGUUCCUGGUGCAAGCAGGCGUUUCACAAUAAGGUGACCUGCUUCAUGCUGCAUCACAUUGAGGAACCCUGCUCCCUGGGGGCUCAUGCUGCUGUCAUCGUCCCACCCACCUGGAUCAUUAAGGUGAAGAAACCUCAGAACUCCCUGAAGGCUUCAAAUCGGAAGAAGAAGAGAACAAGCUUUAAAAGAAAAGCCAGUAAAAGAGGAACUGAACAGGAAAACAAAGGUCGUCCUUUUGUGAUAAAACCUAUCUCUUCUCCGCUCAUGAAACCCUUGCUUGUGUUUGUGAACCCCAAGAGUGGAGGCAACCAGGGAACCAAAGUCCUGCAGAUGUUCAUGUGGUACCUGAAUCCACGGCAAGUCUUUGAUCUUUCUCAGGAAGGGCCAAAAGAUGCGCUUGAGUUGUAUAGGAAAGUACCAAAUCUGCGGAUUCUGGCCUGUGGUGGGGAUGGAACGGUGGGCUGGAUCCUUUCUAUCCUGGAUGAACUGCAGCUGAGCCCUCAGCCUCCCGUCGGGGUCCUUCCUCUGGGCACUGGGAAUGACCUGGCUCGAACUCUCAACUGGGGAGGGGGCUACACUGAUGAACCAGUUUCUAAGAUCCUUUGCCAAGUAGAAGAUGGGACAAUCGUACAGCUAGAUCGCUGGAAUCUGCAUGUGGAAAGAAACCCAGACUUGCCUCCAGAAGAACUUGAAGAUGGUGUAUGUAAGCUUCCUCUGAAUGUUUUCAAUAAUUACUUCAGCCUUGGAUUUGACGCCCACGUCACACUGGAGUUCCAUGAAUCCAGAGAAGCAAAUCCAGAGAAAUUCAACAGUCGUUUUCGAAAUAAAAUGUUCUAUGCAGGGGCAGCUUUUUCUGAUUUCCUACAGAGAAGCUCUAGAGAUCUUUCCAAACACGUUAAAGUUGUCUGUGAUGGAACAGAUCUCACCCCAAAGAUUCAGGAACUGAAGUUCCAGUGUAUAGUAUUUUUAAAUAUACCCAGAUAUUGUGCUGGCACAAUGCCCUGGGGGAACCCAGGAGAUCACCAUGACUUUGAACCUCAGCGUCAUGAUGAUGGUUAUAUUGAAGUCAUUGGAUUCACCAUGGCCUCUUUGGCCGCCCUGCAAGUCGGGGGCCACGGAGAAAGGCUGCACCAGUGUCGGGAGGUCAUGCUGCUAACUUACAAACCCAUCCCCAUGCAAGUGGAUGGGGAGCCCUGUAGGUUGGCCCCUGCUAUGAUUCGGAUCUCCUUGAGGAAUCAGGCCAACAUGGUACAGAAGAGCAAGAGGAGAACGUCCAUGCCUUUGCUCAAUGACAUCCAUCAGGUGCAAGCUGCAGAUCUGCGGAGAGUGUCUGCUCCCCCUGGCUCCUUCACCAUUCCCCAGUCUGUCCCAGACCGCCUGAGGAUCCGGGUGAACAAAAUCAGUUUACAAGACUAUGAAGGAUUCCACUAUGACAAAGAGAAACUCCGGGAAGCUUCCAUCCCUCUGGGUAUUCUAGUUGUGCGUGGAGACUGUGAUUUGGAGACUUGCCGUAUGUACAUAGAUCGCCUACAGGAGGACCUGCAGUCAGUUUCUUCUGGCUCCCAGAGAGUUCAUUACCAGGACCAUGAAACCUCCUUCCCCAGGGCACUCUCAGCUCAGAGGCUCUCCCCUCGGUGGUGCUUUCUAGAUGCAACUUCUGCUGAUCGCUUUUAUCGAAUAGACAGAUCUCAGGAACAUUUGCACUUUGUGAUGGAGAUUUCCCAAGAUGAGAUUUUUAUUCUGGACCCAGAUCUGGCGUUGUCACAGCAGGCAGGGACCCCUCCAGGAAUGCCUGAUCUGGUGGUAGAGCAAGCCUCGGGAAUGUCAGACUGGUGGAAUCCUGCCCUGCGGAAACGCAUGCUGAGUGAUAGCGGGCUGGGAAUGAUAACUCCGCAUUAUGAGGACUCAGACAUGAAAGAUCUUAGCCACUCCCGUGUGCUACAGUCACCAGUCUCUUCAGAAGAUCACGCAAUUUUGCAGGCAGUAAUAGCUGGUGAUCUUAUGAAGCUAAUAGAAAGCUAUAAAAACGGAGGCAGCCUGCUAAUUCAGGGACCAGACCACUGUUCACUCCUUCACUACGCAGCUAAAACCGGUAACGGGGAGAUUGUGAAGUACAUCCUUGACCAUGGACCUUCUGAGUUAUUGGAUAUGGCAGACAGCGAAACGGGUGAGACUGCACUGCACAAGGCUGCCUGCCAGCGGAACCGGGCCGUGUGCCAGCUUCUGGUAGACGCAGGAGCAUCUCUGAGAAAGACGGAUUCCAAGGGUAAGACACCUCAAGACAGAGCACAGCAGGCUGGAGACCCAGAUUUGGCUGCUUACCUAGAAAGCCGCCUGAACUAUAAGAUCAUUGGCCAUGAGGACCUGGAAACUGCUGUUUGACUCUAGUAGACAGGCAACGAGAACCUGCGUGAGCAUAUCACCUGUGCCCUUCCCGGCGAUCGGGCAGCUCCCCUGGAAGAAGCUGAUGGAAUCCAUGAAUCUGUCUCCUGCAAGAAUCUAUCUGAGACCAUGCCACCAGUUUUUAAGGGCUACCAAGAUGUACAACAGAACAUGAUAGCCCACUGAGGAUGAGGCAGGGAUACCUGGAGAUUUGUGGAAUACGAGUUCCACAAAAUUUGAUCCUUAUUGCUUCCAGCAAGUAGCAUGAACUUCUGUGUUCACCUGUAUAAUUUAUUUUAAAGAUUCAAAGGAUAUUUGUAUAAAUGGCACUGCUCCCUCCGCCUCUAUGCAUUCAUCUUUCCACUGUACUGCACAAUUCUACUGUAAUUACCCAUCAAUUUAAAAAAUAUGAUAUGAUCUGUUCUCUUUACAUUCAGUCUUGGAAGACAACAAGACUGUCUGAAGGUCUUUUAAAACCCUCUGAUUGUCCUGCAGAAAUAUAAUUGUCAAACCGCUUCAAUUUCCAAGACUAAAAUAUACCAAGAUUGCUUAGUGACUUUUUGCACGUCUCCCAUCCCUCCCCAAUCCCUUUUCAUUAUAUAGGAGCUGGGAAGUGCCACAUGGAUAAUGUCAACUUGUGUGCUAUAUCUCUGAGGUAUGGUGAGGUGGCAUGGGAGUUGUCUGUGUGCAGAGGUACCUCAGAGAGGUCACCCAGGGGUCAGCCCCUGUCGCGGGCUGUUGCCAAUAGCCAUCAAGGACUGGGUCGGCUUGGGCUGUUUGUUCAGCUCCGUACUGCCUAUGUGUAGCCAUCUUUGCCUUUUGCUGCAAUAGAGAUGAGCAAUGGAUUAAACAAAGGCCCAUAGCUAGUUUGCAGGACCACUCAACUUUAAGUGCUGUUUAAAUUGCAGAGCAGAAAACCAUGUGUGGGAACUGUGGUUACAGGAAAUGGAGCACUAUGACAGCAUUUACUUCUAGACUUUUUUGAGUGAUAAUAGAAAGCAGGCUAAUCGACUUGAAAUAAAACAGCAAAAGCAAAAGUAGCAACAUAUGUCAAAAUAACUCACUUAAGCAAGAAAACAGUCACUGGAAUGUUGCACAGAGGCUAAUAAGUAUAGACUCUUGGGUACAGCGGUGAGAGGGGACCCAUUUUAGGUUUUCCUUCUAAGUUUUUGGUUUUCAUUAACCCAAGUAAGCUUGUCCCAAGGACAAAGCCUCAUUUAAUGAAUUUCACUGCCAGAUUUCCGGGAUGCUGGAUCUUUCUGAUGGAUGCCUCACCUAUUGUGAGGUCCUAAGGUCAUACCUGAUAGCACUCUGGCCCCAUUUUUCAUGUGUGGGGUAGUCUAAUAUAUUCUUUUCUCUAUUUUCCCAUACCAGAAAGUUCUUAGUACAAACCACUGUAGGAGCCUAGCCAGAAAUGUCUCUUCUAAUCCUGCCACAGAUCAGUUGGUAUUUACAGGUACCUCUGUGAGGGCCUCUGUGAUAACUAAAAUUUCUGGCUAAAUUUCUAACUUUCUAAAAGUUAGAAAAAGUCUUCUAACUUUCCGUGAAAAUAUUUCCUUGGCUUGGGUAUAAGUCAGAAACGAAAGUAGGUGAUGAAGAGUUUUGCUUCGGACUAAAACUGAUGUCUUCUGAGCUUUUUCUCAUUUUGCUCUUAGACACAAAGUGUUUCCCUAGUGUUUCUGCAUGUGAACAUAAAUGAUCGUUUCUCUACAUUUAAUUUAAAGGUCCAGUGGUGUUGCAUUGCUUUUCUGAAUCACAUUUGCUCGCAUAUCAUUUAGAAAGUACAGGUAAUGAUGUACUAUAUUAAGUAGGAAUAGCCUCUCAGUGGAUAGGGACUGAGUCUCUCAGUCAUUUCAAAAUCAAAUUGUUGACAUUAUUUCCAGCUGUGGGAGAAUGGCUUGGUUGUGAGUAAUCUAUUUCCAUAUAUCAGUCUUAGGAAUGGAACUAUCUUUUGGGUUUUAUGGUGAGGGAAGGAGGGCCUACAGUAGAUUGUUUCCAGAAGCUGGAAAAAAUAUGCUCCAGGAGAAUUUAAUCACUGGGCUUCUGCUGGGAGUUUUUCAGUUGGUGGAACUGUCAAGGAGAUGCUGUGAUGACAGAAAUAUAAUCCUUAAAACAGACUAGAAUCUGGCUUUGAAUGGUGCCUUCCAUUCCCUAGAUUGAGCCAGACAUUUGGCCACGCAGUCAGUUACCCAGCUGCCAUUGCUGGGAUGAAGGACUCUGUUUUCACCAACUACCGUCUCAUAUUUCUCUGUGAUGCUCAAAGCAGGCCAGAGCAAAUUUAGGGUACAGGUGGCUAAGGGCCAAUUCAAAUAGCUCCAGUUGAAGUCACAAGUAAAUUCCUGGUGUGAAAAUAGAUGAGGUACUGACUACUGUAGGGGUCCUAGUACACUUGGGAAUUUUUCCAAAACCACCCCCCAAUACCCCAAAAACAUUAAAGAACAUUAAAGUCCUACAUUAUUGAUGGGGAACGAUAUAUGACCAAGGCAAAUAUCUCUUUGAAAAAGCAAACACCCCCAGGACCUGGGCUUUCCAAAAAAAGAACAUCAAAAAUGAGCAGAACAGUUAUGUGUUUAAUGGCUUCAACAUUAAAUCUACCUCCUGCAGCAUUUUUAUUUCUAAUUGAUCGCUGCAUGUGACAGUCCUGGGCUUCAGAAAGAGCUAAGGCCAUAUGCUCCAGGAAUUUCAACUCAGCUUACAAUAUAGCAUCCCCUUUAAGGGGCCAUCACAAAGCGUAGAAGCAAAUGGUCUAGCUCUGGUCUGAAAACCCAUAUAACUUUGAAAGACAUUAAACUAUAUACUUAUAGAAAUAUCAUUUUCUGCAAAACCUACUGAGACAGUACUGCAAAGAGUGACUAAGCAAGCUGACCUUCCUCUGUGUUUGGCUCAGAAGAGCCCUUUGUGUGGUGGCACUAUCUGCUCUGGGAUUCCAUUUUUAGAUUAGGCUGAUAGAGGGAUGAGAAAUGGGGAGUUAUGAAAAGACAACAUCACAUAACCUUAAAGGUGGUCAUUUUUGAAGGCUUAUAUUCAAGUAUUACACAUUUAAUGAAACAGAACCCAAUUAAGCUAUGCUUUAUCACAUUCAAGGACUUGAUAAAAAACAGAAGCCAAGGAGGAAAUAAACACUACAGCUGGGAAUUUGACUUUGAGAGUUCUGGUUACCUCUAUAGAGGUUAUAACCUAAAACCAAUGCAAUUUCUGAAACAGAGAAUUUUGCUGGCAAAUACACAGCCAUGAAGUUAGUGAUGACUGAUAGAAAGCCUCACAUACCCAGUGGCUCCCUAUCCUUUCAUGAUAGGUGGCCUUGGUGCUUAGGCAAUCUGUUUGCAUUGAGAGAUACUCAACAGGUAGUUAAUUUUCAUUUGAACCUAGAAACAGCUUCUUUGCCUAAAGGAUUUUGAAAUUUAUUUAUUAGACUCCUAAUAAUAUUCAUGUCUUAGAAAAUGUGGGGCAGCAGUUUCAUUUUUUUACAU
Diceros bicornis minor is the source of this 6433-nucleotide messenger RNA. It is a transcript of the gene DGKI, whose product is annotated as diacylglycerol kinase iota. Gene Ontology annotation, biological process: intracellular signal transduction; lipid phosphorylation; regulation of synaptic transmission, glutamatergic. Lineage: Eukaryota; Metazoa; Chordata; Mammalia; Perissodactyla; Rhinocerotidae. The record is from RefSeq and is a predicted model, not a curated record. Gene Ontology annotation, cellular component: nucleus. Bases 18 to 2963 code for a protein of 981 amino acids. Gene Ontology annotation, molecular function: ATP-dependent diacylglycerol kinase activity; protein binding. The transcript has 34 exons.